This is a messenger RNA of Dimorphilus gyrociliatus, 5833 nucleotides long. NCBI's taxonomy places the organism in Eukaryota, Metazoa, Annelida, Polychaeta, Dinophilidae. The record is from the annotation of a GenBank genome assembly.
UAUGUCAACUGUGGGUUAUGGAGACGUUACACCUACAACAGUUGGCAGCAAAAUAUUUACAAUGGUAUUUAUUUUCAUUGCCCUCUAUCUCUUCGCAAUCAACCUGGAAGUAUUCUAUCAAAUAGUGAACGAAUCUUCAAUAUUUAGGAAAUCUUACCAGAAGCCAAUAGGCGUAAAGCACGUUAUAAUAGCUGGCUCUUUAUCGUUUGAUUCCAUAACUAAAUAUAUUAAAGAUUUCAUGCAUGAAGAUAGAGAUCAUGAUAAUUAUACGUUUAUAUUUGUUAAUAAGAAAAAGCCAAAUUUAAGUAUAAGAUCUCAUUUUGAAAAGAAUUAUUCGCAUGUACGCUAUCACAGAGGAGAUCCAAUGGAGAAGAAGUGUUGGAAAAGUGUAAAAUUAAAGGAGGCGGACGCUCUCUUAGUAGUAACUGAUUAUCAUACAAAAAAUCCUGAUGAAGAGGAUAGAAAGAAUAUAUUACAAGUGAUAUCAGCAAAGAAUUAUUCGGAAUCGACACGUGUCAUAUUACAACUAUUAAGAUUCCAUAAUAAACAUUAUAUAGUACAUUUAAACUUUUGGAAAGAAUACGAUCAAGUUAUAUGCGAAGAUUCAAUUAAAUUAGGUUUUCUAGCUCAAAAUUGUUUAACUCCUGGUUUUUCAACAUUAAUAUCUAAUCUAUCUAACGUUCAAUGCGAAAAAGAGAUUCUUACUACGUCGUUAACAAAGGAUACUGAACAGCAUAGACAAAAUUGGAGGUCAGAUUAUGUGAAAGGUGCAGAUAUGGAAAUUUAUGCUAAGAAAUUCCCUUCUGCCUUACAUAAUUAUCCUAUAACCGAAGCGGUUAAAUUCUAUUAUAAAGAAAGGAAUAUUCUUCUUCUUGGUAUUAAAACUAUUGAAAAUAACGAAGAAGAGAUUAAACUAAAUCCUAGUUCUAAUUAUAUCAUUGAUAAAAGUACUACUGGUUUCUUUAUUUGUAAAUCCGAAAAGGUUUUACGAGAAUGUAACAAGUCAUUUAAGAAGAGGGAACUACACCAAUCAAGUAUAUCAUUAGAAACAAUUCAACUUUCUGAAUCUUCUCUAAGUAAUCAAUGCAAUUCGGAAAGUUAUGCUGAUGAAAAUAAUCAAAUAAGACGUAAAUUAGACGCCACAAAUAACUUUCAUUGGUCAGAGAGUGUAGAUUUCGAUACUAUUUCAUUGACAGACGAAAAUAUGAUGAGAUUUUCAAUAUUAAAAAACCAUAUUGUAGUCUGUCUAUUCUGCGAUGAAAAUUCACCUUUGAUUGGUCUCUACAAUUUCGUACUACCAUUGAGAUCUUCGUCAAUUGACUAUAAACAACUUUCGAGUAUUGGUUCACCUUUAAAUCGUAAAGAUCUAAGAGCGACAAAUGUUGAUUCAUCAAGAAUGUGCGUUGUUUUAAAAAGUCCUAAAUGUACAGUCUGCGAGAGAGAGGAUGAAGAAAAAUCUUUGGACGAUGACGUUAUUAUUUGUACACAGCUUAUUAAGUCAAUGGAAUUUCACAAUCCAGAGGGUAUAGAAAAAUGUAAAAAUUUAACGAAUAAGCAAAAAUUUCAAAAUAUUGCGAAAAAGAUAAUGAAAGAAUAUUUAAUUGAAAGAUUAAGGUCCAAUAGUUUUGCUGAUAUAGUAUUAAAGAGGGAAUUGAUAAUUCAUAAACGAAAAUCGUCAAAUAGAAGAACAAUUAAGGAAGAUAAAGAAAUAUGGAAAAAUGUUGAAGAAAGUGGUCAAAAUAUUGAAAUUGUCAGCGAUUUAGAUUGUGAUAGUAAAGUUCGUCUGCUUAAUCUUAACGGCGAUGGUGAAGAUGAUAUACCCUUUAGACUAUCUCAACCAUUCGCUAGUGGAAAAGUUAUCACAUCAAAUCUAUUAGAAUCGCUGCUUUGCUCGGUCUACUUUAAUCCGGAUUUAUUAAAAUUAAUAAAAUUACUUAUAUCUGGUACUGUUACUAAUGAAUGCGAAGAGCUUAUUGACGAAGGAUUUGGUAUCGCCAAAGGUCUCGAACAAGACGGUGAAACUGAAAAUGAAACUAAAGGAAAGUGCACUCUGGUUCAAUUGGAUUUAGAGAAAGGAGAUUUAAAUGCUAAAAAUUUGAAAUACUACUCUGAAUUAUUCAACUAUUUAUACGACAACUAUAAUAUCUUACCAAUUGGUGUGUAUAGACAAAUUGAGAAUAGUCAAUGUUACAAGUCGAAAAGUAUACUAUCUAACGAAAUUAUCUCUCGUUACGUAAUAACAAACCCAAGUGGAGAAUUCGUAUUGAAUAGGAAUGACUAUGGAAUUAUGGGGAAUAUUAAAGAUGAAAAAAUACCUUUAAAAAAUUCAUUUUACUCUCAUGAGAGUAAAACUAAAGAAGAAAAGGAUAAAAAUUCAAGAAGAGAAGAAGAUUUAUCCUGUUUUUCUAAAACUUUUCUUUGCUGGGCUAAUGAUAUCUUUCGAGCCGGAUAUAAAGGAAACCUUGAAAAAUACGAUAAAUUUUAUUCUUGUGAUAGAGAAGAAUGUGAAGAUAUUAGGAAUAGGAUUAAUGUUGAAACUUUAAGAAUUUCAACAUUUAGAGCAGUCUGUCAUGUACUAUAUUCUCAAAAACUACUUCUCCUCGGUACAAUAUCUGCUCUUUUCAUAUCGGAAAUGCUAAAAUUUGUUAUUAUAAUUCAAAUGAAAUUGCUGUUCAACUCCUUUGAAAUACAUAACACUUUAAGCACAACAAAAAUUUAUGUCACAGCCGUUUCGUUACCAUUCGUCAUUUAUUUAUUGCUUAAAUUGAAUGGAAUUUCGUUUUACUAUCAAACUAGGCUACAAGCUAGAGUUAGAAGUGGAUUUUGUUUAUUAAUUUACGAAAAAAUAUUAAAAAUACCUACUCAUAUUCUUCAAGAUUUAUCUGUUGGAAAAAUUGUCAAUUUGCUAUCAACGGACGUUGAAACAUUUGUUAACAACGAUGUAAUCCUUUACAUAUUUAUAGGACCUUUUCAAAUUUUCUUUGCACAACUGCUAUUACUAAAAAUAUUUGGACAUAUUGCUCUGCUAUAUCUGCCAUUAAUGAUAUUUUUCAUGACUCUAAAUUCAUUCCCGGCAUUUAUUGAAGGAAAUUUAAGGAAGCAAGUGGCUGAAAGAACAGAUAAGAGAGUAACUUUAAUGAAUGAAUUGAUAAAUGGAAUCAAAAUAGUAAAGAUAUACGCAUUAAGCCAUACCUCCACUGGUAUAAUACUAUUGAUCAUAUUUACUAUAUUCGGAGAGAGUAACCAAUCUCAACCUCUUCAUUUAUCAUCUUCGUAUGCUGCCAUAGCUCUACUUACAGAUACGGGUCAGUCUCUCUUUAACUUCUCGACAGAAGGUAUUGCUCAGUUAAAAACUAUGCAAAAGAGUGUAGUGAGAAUUCUGGACUUCAUUAAUAAUCCAGAAGUCGUAAAUGAACUUGUCAAAUACAAGAAGAAUUAUGAUGUCAAUACACUUUCUAUUGAUAAGAUUACAUCAUACUGGAACAAGUCCAUGGAUUUAAAAUGCGUUGAAAAUAUUAGUAUAAGCUUAGAGCGAGGUGAAAAGCUCUUUGUCGUUGGUGCAGUAGGCAGUGGAAAGACUGGUUUACUACUUUCAAUUAUCGGUGAACUACACGGUACUGGUACAAACGAAUUCAGGAAAAAGUUUUCGUUUAGCUAUUUUUCUCAAGAAUCGUGGAUAUUUAAUGGAACCAUUAAAGAAAAUAUAUUAUUCCAUUCAACAUUCGAAGAAUGUAAAUAUAAUAGGAUUCUCGAAGUAUGCGCAUUAAAGAAGGAUUUAGAGAUUUUCCCUGCAGGCGACACUACUUUAGUAGGAGAGAAAGGUCUAAUGUUGAGCGGAGGACAAAAAGCAAGAAUCGCUCUUGCUAGAUGUCUUUAUAAAGAUUCUGACGUUUAUCUACUGGAUGAUCCGUUAAGCGCCGUUGAUAAUAAAGUUAGAGAUCACAUCUUUUACAAAUGCAUAAGUGAAUAUCUAAAAGAUAAAAUUGUCAUUCUCGUUACGCAUCAUCCAGAUUAUAUGAAAGAUAGGGAAAAGCUUGUAAUAAUGGAGAAAGGUAAAGCUGGUUUUUAUGGUACUUAUGAAAGUUAUAAAAAGGAGGGAUGUUAUAGUAAUCUUGUUAAAUCAAGGAAUGAUGAUAAUAACAACAAUAAUAACAAUAAUGUAAUAUAUGCAAAUGAAAUUGAUUUGGGAUUACCAAAAUAUGAAGCAGUGGAUAAAAAAAGUUCGGGUAGAAUUUCUUGGAGUGUUUAUAAAAGUUAUAUACUUUCUGGUAAAGUAUGGGCACUCUUCCUUUCGUUGGGCAUAGCUUGUGUUCAUAUAACGCUUACGCUAUACUCCAAUUAUGUAUUAGCUUCAAUCUAUAAACCAAUUAUAACCAGUUACAAUAUUCAUAAUAAACUCUUCUCAAAAGUUAUUAGAGCAAAAAUGGAAUUUUUUGAUAAAACUCCAUCCGGCAAUAUAUUGAAUAGAUUUUCAAGAGACUUGUGCUUUAUCGAUUUUGUUAUAACUAAUUCUAUAAGAAGAAUCUUGACAGUGAGUUUAUAUCUCUUAUCAGGAAUUGUUACCUGUUUAUUAGCUCUACCUUGGUUAAUUAUUCCAACUAUUAUAGUACUACUUUCUAUUAUAUUUUUAUUUAAUUAUUCAAUACCUACAAUAAGAGAUAUGAGAAGAUUGGAGGCGGCUAAAAGGAGUCCAUUUUAUUCUCACGUUUCAGAAACUAUUAGCGGUUUAAAAGUUAUAAGAAGCUUACAAAAGAGCAAAAAAUUCAGGAGAAUAUGUGUGCAACACUUGAAUAAUCAUUCAAAAACGUGGUUGACUCUUUUAACCGUUAUGAGAUGGUUUGGAUACAAAGUUAAUAAAAUGGUAGCAAUCUUUAUGCUAUCAAUAGUUGUUCCGUGCGUUGCUGAGAGAAAGCAUAUAAAUAUUAACCUAUUUGCCGUAGGUGUCAUUCAAAUUAUAGGACUAGCUGAACUAUUUGAAUAUCUCUUCAGAGUGUUUGUUGAACUUGAAAAUGCGAUGACCUCUCUCGAAAGGAUAAACGAAUAUUCGAAUUUGAGUACUGAAGAUCCCUUCAGUAACACUGCAAAAUUACCAGAUGAAUGGCCUGAAACAGGUAAUUUAGAAGUAAAGGAUCUUUCGUUGAAGUACACUGGCAACAAUUAUCAUUCAUUGAAGAGCAUAGAGAUAUCAUUUAAAGAUGGCGAAAAGACGGGUAUUAUAGGAAGAACUGGAGCUGGUAAAAGCUCAAUUUUAGCGGCUCUCUUCAGGCUGCAGGAACCUGAAGGGAGUAUUUUACUCGACCAUAUCGAUUUGACCAAAAUUGCCCUGAAUCAGGCAAGGAAAGUACUUGGUGUUAUACCACAAGAUCCGGUUAUCUUUAUAGGAAACAUCAGAAACAAUCUAGAUCCGUUUAAUAUAUUUUCAGACGAUCUUAUUUGGGAAGUUUUAAGGAAGACUCAGCUAUACGAUAAAUUUAAUAAUUGUAGCGAAAAGCUUGACUUUCCCAUUGCAGAAAAUGGAAAUAAUUUAAGUGUUGGUGAAAAACAGUUAAUCUGUCUAGGAAGAGCUCUACUAAGAAAUCCAAAAGUUCUUGUUAUGGACGAAGCAACUGCAAGCAUAGACAAGCAAACCGAUGAUCUAAUACAACGUAUAAUAAUGGAUAACUUUAAAGAAUGUACGAAAAUUGUUAUAGCACAUCGUUUGGAUACUGUAUCUGAUUCGGAUAAAAUAGUUGUCCUUGACACAGGUGAAAUAGUUGAGAUUGGUAAGCCUCAGGAUGUUUUUAGUAAGAUUAACGGAACAUUUAUGAAAAAUAUUAACGAUUAUUUAAAAUAA